GGAAGUUUCGAAGUUAGUUUAUCCUAGUGAUGGACUCAGGAAUUACAGAUAAUAUUCGACGCCGGAAACGAAGAGAACUUACAGCAGGACAAAAACAAGAAAUUGUUGAAGCAUUUGACCUUUUUGAUACAGACAAAGAUCAGCAAAUCAGUUAUUAUGAAUUCAAGGUUGCACUUCGAGCACUUGGAUUUGAGUUAAAAAAACAAGAGGUUCUAAAAACUUUGGAGGACUACAACAUCAAAGAAGAUUCUGGAAAACUACGAUUUGAAGAUUUCAAUGAAAUAGUGACAGAUAUGAUUUUAGACAGGGAUCCUGUCACGGAAAUGGUACGAGCCUUCAAGCUGUUCGAUGAAGAUGAUUCUGGGAAAAUUACUUAUCGUAAUCUAAAAAAGAUCUCAAAAGAACUUGGUGAAAAUUUAUCAGAUCAGGAACUUCGUGCCAUGAUAGAGGAAUUUGAUCAAGACGGGGAUGGUGCGCGUAAGUUUUUAGCAGCUAGUUUAUUUUGGUGCAGGUUAAUUCUGUAUAUCUUCACUGUAAAUAAAACACGCUCGUAGCAAUGGUCUUUUACCAACUUAUGAUAUUCACUUCAGUUUUUCAGGUUAAUUUUGAGUGUUCCACUGUCACUAAUUAUUAUUACUGUUAUUGUGAUGUGGUGUUUAAAAUAUUUGAUGAUUUGAGUGAUAAGAUAUGAGGAAUAUUACGAUCUUCAACUUGUACUGUACACCUCAUCCUCUGGUUUUGACCUGAAUCACUCAGAAUUAUUGUCUUCCAUUGCUAUACGCACAGUUUUGGCUUACACCUUAUAGGUAGAACUUCUUCAGAGUUGUCGGGUAUCUUUUGAUUCAGUCUCAGUAAUACUCAUUCAAUUGUCUUAUUCUGUUGAUUUCAAUCAUCUUACAGCUAUUUACAUAUUAAAAUUUAAAAAAAAGAUAAUGUCAAGUUAGUGUUUCAUGACCACUUUAUUCCAUGAUUCGAUUAAUGCACAUGCUAAAAGAAUGAAUAUUGAUAAAUUUCAGCAUAUUGUAUACAUCGUUUUUAUUCACUACUUUUAAAAAGUUACAAUAACAAUAAACAUUGUUAUUGCUUUUAUUCUUAUUACUCUAUGUGUAGAAAGUUGAAUACAUUUCUGUCAUUUCCGCUUUGUAUAUACUUUUUCUCAUUCUCUUUUCAUAUAUAUUAUUUCUAUGACCGAUACUAUAUAUAUAUAUAUACUUUUGAAGCAUAAUUCUAUUGUGUAUGCAUUAUUAGUUGGUCGCCGGCAUCUAAUUAACGUUUCUCAUGUUCCCAAUAAUAAGUAUACCAUUUUUCAUUAUGGUUUGAAUGCCUUAUCAUUAUUAUCACUGGUGAAUAACCAUCCUAUCACUAUACAUGUCCUACAUUAUUAUAAUUAAUAUGAAUAAUUUAUUCUAGUUUCAUAUGUAUAUGUUUCUAAUUGUUGUUGAUAUCGUUACAUCAUUUAUAUGCUAUAGCUCAACCAGUUUAUGUAUAUCCAUUAUGUUUGUAAAUCUAUCUCUUGCUUUUGCAUGCAUGAAAAGAUUGCCACUUCUUUAAUAUACAUUAAUAUCCUAGUUAUUUUUCACAUUUACAUUUGAUCUUUGUUUCUUACCUGGUUUGUUUAGUUAAUAUUUCUCCAGACACGAUUUGACAACAUAUCUCAAUACAUUUAAAUACCCUAUCCACAUAUUGUUUGACUAACGUAGAAAAAUCGCAUACUAUUCUUUAAUUUCUCUUCAUUAUACUUAGACAGAGGGAGACAAACAAAAGUGCUAAACUUGAAACAUUAUUCAUCUCAUGUUUUAUCGUCUUCUCCGUAAGCGAAUAAACUAAUUUUAAUUUUGAAACGUUGUAAGCGGGAUUUCAGUAUAGGCCAAUGAGACUCGUAGACGAUUUGUAGACAUAUGACAUUUAAAAGUCUAUAUCAAAUAAACAUUCAGGGAUGGUGUAUGCAAACUAUGUAUUGGUUAAACAUUCAUUAUCUACUAUUUUGCAAGAAACAUAGGCAUGAAAUCAAUUUUUUAAUUUAUCAUGACGAAACAAUCUGUCUAGUUAACAUACAUUCUGUUUGACAGACAUUUGUAUAUCUCAUUUGUUUAAGUUUUUGACUUUUGUCUUAUCUGUUAAGGAUUCAAACUUUGUAAUACUGUCUGAAUUUGAACAGCUAGAUGGCCUGAUAUGUGUCGUGAAUAUGUACACAUUAUUAGUAAUAACAAUAUACUAGACUGUUUGAAUCCAACUUGAACCCUAGUACCUGUUUCUAUAUUUAACUUCUACUUCAUUCGAUGAAUUAAGAAAUUUUUAUCAAACCCAUUUCUGUCGUUCGUUUAUUUCUAAGUAUAUCCAUUUCUUUUCUGUUACAACUAACCAAAUAGUUAUCGGUCCGUUGGAAAAUGUUGCUAGCUAUUGACUGUAAAUACAAGGGAUGUUAUCCUAAAGUACACAUCAUAUUUUGUGUUAUGGAUUUGUUACAGAUUCUUAAAAGUGAUUCCUUAUACCAGCAAGUCAAAACUCUACACAUUUUCAGUGGAGAAUUAAACAUUUCGACUGCUCCCGCUAACUUUGCUUCUUUGGAAUUUACAACUUACCUAAUAUCUGUCUCAGCUUUAAAAGACGAUGUUUAGGUUUUUAAAUAAAGUUAUUCGGAUGUCGUAAAUCAAUAGUUGAAGGUCCUACAUGACUUAAAUGUAUAUCAUCUACAAUGACGCAGUUGCAUUCACUGCUUACAUUUCUUUGAAUUUGAAUCAUCUAAUUUUAGUUGCAUAGGUUUAUUGACAAGUUGACUGUAUUCUCAUCGUUUACUUUACCUUAUCAUCUUCUGUUUUUUGAAUUUUUUUAAAAUGUUUUGAUGAAUCAGAAUCUAUUCAUUUUUAUAUGUUUUCUGUUUACUACACUACUCAAUCUUCUUAUUUAUGUUAAGUACAUCAUUUAUUGGAACCCCGCUGAUGGAUAGUCCGUAUUAACAAAGUGGGCAUACUUAAUUCCAAAAUGAAGAGAUUAGGUUUGCUGUUACAGUACUCGAUUCUCAACUGACAGAUCAUGGGUGUGAACCUCAUUUAUCGAUUCUUGUUUUAGGCAGAUAAUUUAUUUCACUUUUCCCUCACACAGUUAAUCUGGAUUAAAGCAAACUUUUACUUGGUAAAUGUGUGCAACUAUUGUUUAGUUGCACAUUAUAUUAGUUUCAGUAUUACUGACUUCUUGAAUGGAUAGUGAAUGCUAUUGAUUUCUGAAUACAAUAAUUUUAUUGCAGAAGUAUUUAUCCAAUUAUAUUUUAUCGAAUACAAAAGCAUUAUGAUUUCUUUAGUCACCUAUUGAUGAUUCAAUUUAUUAUAUAUGUAUUUUGAUGCUUCUUAAAACAAUUCAAUAAAUCAUAAAAUAUACGUAUACUACAUCAUUAAUUCUUUCUACCAUUUGACGUGAGCUUAUAUUUAUAGCAUAUGUUUCAGUAGACAGAAUGAUUGAUGUAUCGAUCUGUGUUUGAGAGGAUCUAUUUCUUCAAAUUCAGAAACUACCCAUCUAGUCCCCUGGAAAAUUAAGCCAUAUUUUCAACCAAUAACAUAUGUCUGUUUCCUCAGAAAGCUAAACCAAAUCCUGACCAACAACAUGUCCUCAUUAACAUAUUUCACUUCUUAUUUGGUCUAUAUCUGAUUAACCUAGAGUAUCAUACAAUCUGUAGAUAUCAUACAUGGGAUAUAUAUUCCAGUAAAUUAAUUGACUGAAGAGAAUAAUCAUUUUUGUUGUUUUGAUGGUGAAUCAUCUAAAACUUAAAGAAUAUUAUGUAAAUAGGUUGAAAAUCAGGUCAACUUUAUUUUCUCUUACAUGUAAAAAUGUAUAAAAAGUAUAUCUUUCCAUUUGGAUAAAUUUGUUAAGGAUAAAUUCAUUAUGCACUUCAUAAAUACGAUAGAAAUUCAAUCUUAUUAGUUAUUUCGUUAUGUUUAGUGUCACUUUUGAUUUGUUUUUUGUAUUGUAUUUGCGCAAUAUUCAUAACCAUAUAAUCUGAGUUAUGCUUUUUGUACAUAAAUGAAGUUUACUUCAUUGUGAGGAAACUAAGCUGUUUUAUGAAUUGCUUAAUUAUCUUUUUUGUCAUUUCUAUUUGACCGGAAUAAUUGCUAUUAUUAGUUAGCGGUUAUUCGUGUGUAUGUCAUUAUUCAUAUUUUCUUAUUUUUAAGAGGAGGACUGUCAGACCUCACCACAGUGACAAAACCUACACUCCCGAGCGCACCCGAUUAGGGUUCAUUGUGAGUUUCAACCCACCGAGGUGAAAUGGUGACCCUCCACCAGGGGCCAGAGCAUCCUUGAACCCGGCGCUAGAUAUUAAGUAUGUGAGGAAUAUAUUAGUCUUGAUACAGAAUGUAGGCACUUGCCAUUUUUCUUAACUCCCCUAUCCUGAUUGUAACUGAUUACUAAUAAAAAAAUUUCCAUCUCUAUAGUUUAAAUUGUUUAUCGUUCAAAUAAUUCUAAAAUAUGUUGAAUCGGUCUUAUGAGUAAUAUACAUUGUAUUCAGUAUUAUCAUAUCAAUUAUUGUUGUAAUUUAUUCUCAUACUUUCUUUCUUAGUUAAUUUGGAAGAAUUUAUGGCACUAAUGACAAAGGAAAUAUAAUUCACCAAAUUGUUUAUUGAAUCAAACCAAUAACUGUGUACUUAAUUAUCCCAGUUAAAUACAUAUCUUCAUUCUUCUGAACUCAGUUUGAUAUGACCAGUAUAGUUUGAAUCUGCCUUCCUUUUGAAUUUGAUACUGUUUUUUGUGUUUGUGAUGUACGUACGUACGAAGUUCUACGUUGUUACUGACUGACUUUGUGUUUGUGAACGAUCAGCUCCCGAUAUGGAUGGUGAUUAUUGUUGAUGGCAGUUGGUCUACACUAAAAAAAGUAUUCCAUCUUAUUUAUUUCCUCUUACUGGGCAUCAUCAUCUAUGUAUAUUAUCAUUCUGUUCAAUUCUUUAAAAUAUUUCAAAAAUAAUCUACAUUCUUCUACUUUUAUUGUUCACAGCUUUCUCACAUUUAUGUAAAAUACAUUAUAUACGUAUAUAAAUAUC
Messenger RNA from Schistosoma margrebowiei, 5027 nucleotides. NCBI's taxonomy places the organism in Eukaryota, Metazoa, Platyhelminthes, Trematoda, Strigeidida, Schistosomatidae. The record is from the annotation of a GenBank genome assembly.